CAGAUGUUUACGCGCCAAACAACAAUGGUUGCUCCCCAACGUUUCCAGAAAGCAUUCAUUUACACGUUUUUGGGAAGUGAUACUACCAGUUUUAACCUUUAAACUAAUAAAAUAUUGUAAAACGGAAUCUUCAAGUAUUUUAAACAAAAUGUCUUCGCCGUACUUUUGCAUCAAGGGGCCAUGAAUUGUGAAAUAGAACAUUGUGAGGCACAAAUGAUUCUGCCGCGCUAAUUGACUUGUGUGGUUUUUAUGAUUUAAUCCAAUUGAGUAAGAAUGAGUGUUGCAAAUAUGGCUGCGUCUACACCGCGACGAUCUUCGCGCCUUCCGCAUACACACACGCCAAAAAUGUCUGAAAGAAAAAAGGGGUUAUUUCAAGCCGAGUUGGAGACUUCGCGGGAGUCUUUGACGAAACACCGGAGGCUUCCUGUCGUUGAUAGUGAGAGCGACAGCGAGGACUGCGACCUGGGCAUCAUCAGCACCCUGGAUUCCAGUUCUGGAGAAGAAAAUGACCCGAGCGUGCCCAAGACACCGGAACGUAGCGUUUGGCGCGAAACAAGAAGUCAAGCACGAAAAUUGCUCAAGGAAAACAAUGAUCUAAAGAACUUCAUCAAAUCUCCCUUUACGUUGAAGAAAUAUCAGACGAGAUGCGUGGAUUCGAAAUGUUCCGGGUCACUUUCGACCCCGGCGACGCCGCAUCUCCAAAACCACCCUGGAACACCAUCAUCCACGCACUCCUGCACAAGUGUUCACACAACUUCGUCCACUUCAAGUCGAGCUCGAAAGAGUCUCGCAAGUCUCAUAGCAGAUACAGAAAGCUGCAGCAGCUCCCUAAAAGACCUUAACUUUGACACGGAUUCUGGCUCAGAUUCUAAAGAAAAUACUCCAACGAAAUCCAUUCGAAGGUCUAACAGAAAGCAGAAACUGACGCCCAAAUUCCAGAGCUUCAAAGGAGUAUUAAUGGAACAGAAGAAAAACAUGACACCAAUGAAAUCGGCUGUUGUUUGUUUAACAAAAAUGGAUAUGAGUACUAUGAUGUCACCAACGCAAAUGAUGAAGACCCCGAACAGCACCACUGAGGUGGUGGGGUCGCCUCCAAAAAUCCAUAAUAGAAGAUCGGUAGUGGAGAUAGCAGAGAGUCCUGAAUCAGCUUGCGAAAGCGAGAAAAGUCACAAAAGGCUUCGAAAUGACAGUAUGAGCGAGGGGCCUACCUGCAAACUGCCGCGCCUUGACGUUCCAAAAGCGAGGCUAUCGCUUUUCAACAGCGACAGGCUUAAAGAAAUAUUAUCAGCGAAGUCAUUCUAUGGUAAAAGCAAUCCUGAGCUGAACACGACUGUUGCAGCAAAGAUAUCGCACGCCAUCGAAGCAAGCGCGACGCACCCUCGCCGCCCUCUAACUCACACACAUUCAAACAAGCAGAAACGCAAGCCUGGUCAAAUUAACUUGGGUGUGAAGCACAGAAUACGAAAGCCCAAGCAUCACAAGAAGAAAGUCAGUAAACAUGUUAACGGAUCUUUCAAUUCCAGUGUUACAUUAAAUAAAAGCUCAGUUAGUAUGAACGAUGCGUCGAUGCUCAGUCAAAAUUCGUCACAAGAAUUGAAUGAAAAAGCAGAUCCGUUCCAAAGAGAAAAGCAAACAAUAGACGCAUUACUAAGUCAAUGGACAGAGGAAGAAGUACCAGAGUCCGAACUUAUUUAUACGAGGCGAGAAGAGAUCCCCUGCUUCAACAGCACUGUUAUAGAGGAAACUAACCAGAUAUUCCAACCCGUUACCGCUGUGCCCGUAACAGCCGACUUGCCGCAAGACGAGGCCGUUAUUGUAGAACUAGGCGCUCAAAAACAAAUGACAAGCAUAUCCCAUAGUGUGACUAACAUAUCCCAGAGCGUGACCGACAUAUCCCAGAGCGUGUCAAACACCCUGACGAACACGCAUAGUGUGACACUGACGUCUAAUGAGACGACAGCAUCGAACGUAACAGUCCAGGAUGUCGUGAUGGUAGAGCCUGAAGGUCAUGCAGCAGCUCAUGGUGAAGUUCCCAGUGCUGGGCAGUUUCAACCUGUUGAAGGUGGCUAUAUACUUGUAGAUGAGAAUGUUGUUGAAGGACAAGAAGAACUGCCUGAUUUAGAUGAAAUUGAACGCGAAUUGAAAAUGCUUGACGAGCAGAUAUUAAACAUGGCGAAAUCAAACAACAUAGACGCAGAGGCGGUUCUAAAGUCCACUGAAACAGUGUUCCCAGCUGAUUCCAAUGAAGUGACCCAGGCAGUCGAAGAGCCGUCGAAAACUGACAAGCCGCAGAAACUGUUCCCGAUAUUUAGCAAACCGAAUUCAGGAGCCAGCACUCCGACUAGCAAAGGAACAUCAGAAAAAUCCAAUAAGAAAAUAAUAAAGACUGGAAACGACCAAUACGUCAUAGACGCAGGACAAAAGAAAUUCGGCGCGACGCAGUGUGCCGAAUGCGGUACUAUUUAUCAGAUUGGUGAUCCACAAGACGAACACGAUCAUCUCGUUCACCACGACGCCACUGACGUGCUCAGAUUCAACGGUUGGAAGGAAGAAUGCGUAGUGGGAAGGUUCGGUACCGCGCGGUGUCUGCGCGUGCGCGGCGGCGAGCCCGGCUGGAGGAAAGUCGACUCUAUUCUCGACAGAGUAGUGCACCCAUACCUGGGCUACGAGGGCAAACUGCGGGGUGACCACUUGCACGCUUACACGGCUUUCCUUUACGUUGAUAAGAAGCAAAUAGUCGGAUGUUUAAUUGUGGAGCCAAAAACACGUGCGUAUAAGCUCGUAUCGAGUGAUCCAGACUGCUGCAGUGUAGAAAGCUACCCUGUCAAAUGCGGUGUAUCUCGUCUCUGGUGUCACGCGAACCACAGGCGGCGUGGCGUGGCGACGCAUUUGCUGGACUGCGCACGCGCAUCGUUCCUGUACGGGACCGCGUUAGUCCCACAGGAUCUCGCCUUCAGCGCUCCCACGCCCGCUGGGAAAGCCUUCGCCACUAAAUACUGCGGCACUGAAAACUUCUAUGUCUAUUUAGACUAGCAAAGCAAGAUAUUAUGAGACCUAAAUAGAGAGAAAUUAUUGUUCGACAAGACUUAAAAUAUGGCAAAGGAAUAACGGAGGACUUUAAUAUUCACAGAUGAUUAUGGAGAAAAUUUGGGUAAAAAUGUCCAACUUCGUCUAGAUAUAAAUGAUAAAUGCAACAUGUGAAUAUAUUGCCAAUGCUAAUUACUGCCAAUAUAUUAUACAGGGUCAUUUUGACAUUGCUUUAAUAAAUGAGGUCACAUAUUCGUCUUUCCCACGACUAACAUUGUGUCGAAAAUAAUACAUAAAUAACAAAUAUUUUCACAGAAAUCCUAGUUUUUUCUUGAUGAUUUUAUAAUUUAGUAUGAAUAUGGUGUUGUGUGAGUGGGUGUACUUCGGAGUGUUUGAUGUUGCCGCUAAGACGAAUUCUCUUAUAGUAACGAUAGUGGCUUAGGACGCCAAAAAUUAAAAUUACCGUUUAUUAACAUUUAUUUUGUUCGAAACUUACACUAUUUUAUUUAACAUCUACAGUUCGAGUAACUUAUUGUAAAAUAUAGGUAAUUUUUAAAAUAUGAGUAUGUGAUUUCAUUUAGUACCACAAUGUCAAAUUACCCUGUAUAUAGCUUGGUUGUCUGAAAAACAGUACUCAAAUGCCCAGGAAACCGGUUAGACAAAUCAAGCUAUAGUUGACCUACCUCUAAAGGGACUUAAAAACAAGUGUGUUGUGUGUGCUUGUGCAUUUUUAAUAAAAAGACUCAAUCGUGGUAAGACUGAUUAUUUGGAAGAAUUUUUUAAAGUGUGAUCUACUUGUGUUAAAAACUUAAACGCUCCAAGUACGUUUAAGGUAUGUGAAGACUUUGUUAAGUGAGUUAUUGUGCAUUCCUAUGAUUUUAAUUUGUCACAAAAUUAGUGUACUAAUUGCCAUUUUAUACGAUAAAUGUUUAUUUUUAUAACACUUGAAAUAUUAUUAGCUUAUGGUGUGAAUUCGUAAAUAUAAAAUUUAGAAUAUUUUUAACUUGCAUUAUAUGCAAAUGUUUUCAAUUUAUUUUUGAUACUAUACCUAUUUGAUACAAGUUUCAUAUUAUGGAAGUAAAAAUACUGUUUGUGUUGCUAUGAAUUGACAUAAAUAUGUUUAUAUAAAAAAAAGAAUAUGAUACAGUUUUUUACUUUUCGUAAAGCUAUAUUGAUAUCAAGCUCAACCUUGAGUAGGAUCUUGAGUAGACAUUACAGUCUUACUUAUAAACUUAUUUUAGCAAGAGGUGGUUAAGAAAUGCUUAUAUAGCUGUCAUAAACAUCACCGGUUUCCUAGUUUAAACCUUAUUAAGAGAAGAUGGUGGGUUUCGACUUACAGCUGAUCGAGUAAAUUUGUGUUUUAACUAAACAUACCUUUGCAAAAUUUUUAUAAGUAAGACUGCUUAAGUAUUGAAUAAUUUAAUAAACAACGCUUAAGUUAUUAUGGCAAGCUUGUAGGUGAUUCAGCGUUUUUCAAUAAACCAAACUGUGACUUAAGAUGUCAUUUGAGAUGUUGAUAUCUGUUAAUCAGAUAGUGAGAAUUUUAAGAUAGUGUACGUCAUUCGAAAGCCUCUGAGCUGAUAUCGCAUUUAAGAGCAGAACUAAGUUGCCACUAUUAAUAUGGUUAAUUGUUCGAAAUGAGAUAAGGUUAUAAAUUUGUGAUUUAAAAAGAAAUUGGGUCCAAUCAAAAUUCUUUCAUAUUAUGUUUUGUAUGUAUAAAGUGCCAAUGUAUUUUAUAUUUAAAAUAAUUGCCUCGAAUGUUGUUAGUUUUAAGCUAGGUCUUAAUUUUUAUAUUAGGACAUAAAAAAAAUGAAAUUCGUUUACGAGUUAAUUGUGUACUUUAAAACAUUAUUGUAGAUUAAGAUAUUGCAUUUUCUAGUUUGUUUUGAACAUAAUCCACUAAAUACCUCAAUAUUACGUCAAAUAAUAGACUUAGGACACUCUGGGCACAUUAUUCCAAUUUAUCUUUAAAAACAAGACAAACUACCUUGUGUAACUUCAAAGUAUUAAUAUCUAUAGUUUUCCGUAUAUAUAUUAUAUAGUAAUAUGUAUAUUACUCAUUUUUACAAAGUCAUUUCAAAAAGGUUUUGUCACACUACCAUUCUAUUAUAAAAUAUUUAAAUAUACCAAGACACGUAUUCACAGAUGUUACGCUAAAUACAACCCAAUCAUAAUGAAUUUAGUUCUUUAUGCUUUUGGUAUGACAGCUUUCGCACUGCCUAGGCAAGAGAACGCUAUGAUUGGCUAAUAUUGAUAUACGACCAGUGGCGUAGCUUGCCACAGAGGAGCCCUAUAUUAAAUUUGUUAGGGCCCUCCAGAGCCGUGUGAAUAUUUGAGCGCCCGUUUAGUUUAAUGUAGGUAUGGCACAAGGGGACCAGUAAAGCUCGGGAGCUCUAUAUUAUAGAUACGGCGAUAGCUACGCCCCUGGUUACGACCUUAGUUCAAUUAGUAGUCAGAUAAAGCUGAAUAAGGCUAAAAAAUAGCCGAUAGUGUGUUCGGCACACUGUGCGUCUUCAUAAUUGUUCGUAAAAACGGGUGUAAAGCUCCUUGACUAGCUUGUCGCGUGUUUUAUAGUGUCCAGAGUUUUUAUGAUAGUAGUCCGUAGACUUGGCUCUCUAGUUCCACAGGUCAGUUAACUCGCUCGUUACGCUUAUGUUUUAGUCUCCCUAGUUUAUAUUUGUGAAGAUUACCUCCAAUGUUGCAUUACAGCCGUGUCACUAGUCUAUGCCCCUACGACGCAUAGCAACGUUUUUCAGAUAUCCCUUAAAAUUGACCAUGUAUAACAAACUAAUCACGCCUUAUCCCCGAAGUGGUAGGCAGAGGUGCAAUUGGUGCACCCAUUUUUCACCGAUGUAUAACAACGUCCUGCAAAUAUUACAAUUGACGACGUAUAAUAACGUCUUGCAAUAAUCCUUUUAAGAGGUGUAUAAAUUCAUUCAAAUAUCCAAUCAGAAUGUUUUGGUCCUACGAACCGAAACACAAUUUUUUUUCAAUACCACUCGUAAACCUUCAUCUUGGAGGAAAUUUAGUUCCAAUAUAUUUGACUUGUAUAAUUUCGGUAUGUAUGUGAUAACAUACCUUCGUGUUUCGAAUUACGAGUUAAAUUACCUUUAUUAAAAAAUGUUUUAAACAUCUAAGUGCAUGUUUGUAAAUGUAUGAGCAAUAAUUUGUUAGUUGUAUUUUUUUUUUUGUUUAUUUUUGGACGUAUUUUGGAUGGAAUAUUUAAUAUUUGAAACAUUCUUGUCGAUAGAAAUAAUGAUUAAAGUUGUGUUUUCAAUUUUUAAAACUA
Manduca sexta (tobacco hornworm) is the source of this 6316-nucleotide messenger RNA. It is a transcript of the gene eco, whose product is annotated as N-acetyltransferase ESCO1. The record is from RefSeq and is a predicted model, not a curated record. Gene Ontology annotation, molecular function: protein-lysine-acetyltransferase activity. Lineage: Eukaryota; Metazoa; Arthropoda; Insecta; Lepidoptera; Sphingidae. Gene Ontology annotation, biological process: mitotic sister chromatid cohesion. Bases 274 to 3033 code for a protein of 919 amino acids. Gene Ontology annotation, cellular component: chromatin; nucleus. The transcript is spliced from 10 exons.